This is a messenger RNA of Apus apus (common swift), 765 nucleotides long. It is a transcript of the gene OLAH, whose product is annotated as oleoyl-ACP hydrolase. Gene Ontology annotation, biological process: lipid biosynthetic process. The record is from RefSeq and is a predicted model, not a curated record. NCBI's taxonomy places the organism in Eukaryota, Metazoa, Chordata, Aves, Apodiformes, Apodidae. The coding region runs from base 1 to 765 and encodes 254 amino acids. The transcript is spliced from 6 exons.
AUGGAGAAGCUGGUUGUCUGUCCAUACAAAAGGCCAAAUGCUCUCUGCAGGCUGAUUUGCUUUCCAUGGGCUGGAGGUGGAACUUCUCAACUUGCUCAAUGGGGCAAACUCUUCAGCAGCUCAGUUGAAGUGUCCUCUCUCAGGCUUCCUGGAAGAGAAUCUCGUUCUAGGGAGCCAUUUGCAAAAGACAUGGAGACCAUAGUUAAUGAAAUUACAAGUGUUUUGUUAAAAGAACUGCAAGAAAAACCAUUUGCAUUUUUUGGUCACAGUUUUGGUUCUUAUAUUAGUUUUGCAGUUGCGCUACACUUGAAAGAAAAGUACGGACUAGAGCCCAUCCAUCUUUUUGUGUCAGGGGCACAUGCCCCAAACUCUGAAGCAUUUCUUCUCAUCAAAAGCAUACCCAUAUGUGAUGCAAAAGAUGAAGAUGUUCUUACAUAUAUACAAAUCUUAGGAGGAACUCCUCCUGAGCUUCUGCAAAAUGAAGAUGUUAAGAAACAUCUGAUACUCACUUUCAGAGAAGACCUUAGAGUUCUUCAGACACUUUCUUUUGAGAAGUCAGAAAGGAAUAUCCCCCUCUCUUGUGAUGUUACCUGCUUCAAUGGGUCUGAAGAUAAACCCCAUGAUUUAGAAGCCUGGAAUGAACUAACAAGUGGAGAUACUUCCUUCUAUAAGAUUCCUGGAGGUCACUUUUAUCUGCUGGAACCCUCUAAUGAAAUCUUCUUGACAAAACACAUAACAAGAUGUAUAGAAAAUGCUGGUCUAUGA